GUAACCGUGCUGUAUCACUGCCUCUUUGUCAUCUACAUCCAUCCAUCCAUCGACCCUGGACAUCUACCGACAUAACUCGCCGUCACGUCUACCACAUCACACCCAUCUCCAUACUUACUGUACUAUCUCCGACUUCAUUACAUAGUAGACUGCCAGGUCCCCCCCUUCACAGUUGGGUGCCCAUACUUCUGCCAUACUGUUGUUAGUCCUGCUGGUGACGGACUGCCUUGCCUUGGUCUCGAUACCCCGCCACCGCAUCGGGCAACGGCCUACAGCAUCCGGCCAAUUAAGUUGGUACCGUCCCCUGCUCUAACUACACGAGCCAGAGUUCCAACCCAACCAUUGGAUGAAUACGUGUACGUCAACAGCUCGACUUCGACGCCAUAUACCUACACAUACAUACAACAGCCAUAGCCUCACGGUAGCGAAUCACCGUGUUCUCCUCGUACACCACCGCACUUUCUGCCGUUGUUCUCGUCUCCGUCCGUCGUCCAUUACGACUACCCGAUUGUUUGUUCUCUCUUACGUGUACCACGCCAAACCAACGGUAACAGCGAACGACGAUCGGCGACAGCGCUGACACCAACAUUAACGUCAACGCCAACACCAGCGCCUAGCUCACAUCUGUUGCAAGUCUAAAAACCCCUAUGGUAUAGUCAUCACUUCAGCGUCGCCAUCAUGCCAUCAACAAACCAAAUUCCUGGACACCCAGGCUACCCUACCAGGCAACCAGCCGUCGCUAACGUUGCUCUUGGUGCUUCUUCUACGCCGGCCCGAUCUGCUGCUGCUUCAGCCCAACAACGACAACAACAACAUGAUGGUCAGUUCUCGUCCAUGGGAUAUGACAGACAGCAGCUGCUUACAGACCCAGAAUCCUGGAUUGAAGUGUCCUCGCACCCUUCAUCCUCGUCCGUAUCUUCCAUCGGCGAUGAGAUCGAUACCACCGGUCUUCAAGUUGGUUCAGCCAACCGCCUACGACGGCGACGUCCACACCAACAGCCCCUUGCGCAUGCCCAUACCGCGCAAACCAUAGGACAAGGACACAGUGGUCCUGACGCCAGCAGUCAAGAGGAAUAUGACGAGACAGAAAGUGAAGAAGAUCACCUCUUGACUAGCUCAACGGAGAACAUCAUCUCCGGACAUGCCGCUGGACAGACGCCGCUCCGGCAAGUCUUCUCGGCACAUGUCGUCGAGUCUGACUCAAGCGAUGAAGAUGAUGAUGACGAGAAUGCCACCGCUUUGGGAAGACGGCCAUCAGAACCAUUUCGCCCUCAACCCAACGCCUUCUCACACCCGCCAUCCCAUCUGCUCCAUCGACAUUCCACCAGUUCAGCCGCCUCUCUACAUCACAGGCGACCCUCAUUUACCCGACGAUCGCACACGCGAGCUAGCCGCGGUCCCGAUUUCAUGUCUCCAAACUACCAGGCUGACAAUGAUGCUGCUCUGCGUGCUAGUCUAACAACACUACUCAGCUGUGCUGCAGCGGCCAGAAGUAUUCCGAGAGAUGGCGAAAAGGAGUUAAGUGAGCAGCGCGCUCCUCCUGUUACUGGCAAUCAACCAGUCGCGCUACGCUUCGCCCCCGAAAGCGAGCUCAUGGCGCCAUCACCAUCACCCGAACCAUCACGGGGUUCCGCUCAAGCUGCUCAAGCUAGAACAGCCCCUGUUUCACCACCGUCGCCUGCUUCUCGUGAGAAAAUAAAGCGCACUGCAACCCCAACCUCUACCUCAAAGUCGCCACGUGCGACAAAGAAGAAGAGAACAGCCACCAGUGAAGAUACCUUGAUUAGCCCAACUCUUUUGACAUGGGUUGUGAGCGCGGGUGUUGUGGUGCUUGUAUCUGUUGUAGGCUUCGGAGCUGGGUAUGUCAUUGGGAGAGAGGUCGGGCGCCAGGAAUCACUUAACGGCCUCGUCGGUGCGGGCAAUAUGAGUGUAGUAUCUGACGGAGGUAGCUGUGGCCGCGAAGUACUGAAGAGUAGCGGAGGCACGUUGAGGAGAUUCCGUUGGGGAAGUGGCAUUGGACGGAGUGUCGUCGCGUGAACGCUCAUCCGUCAUUUAUUAUUCACAGUAUCAAUAACAUCAAAGUCGAAUCUUGAUCACGACUUCCCUUUGGAUUCAAGGCGCUGUACUCCGAACCACGGUCCAUGGAGUUGCAGAUUCC
Molecule: messenger RNA, 2158 nt
Organism: Xylaria bambusicola
Lineage: Eukaryota; Fungi; Ascomycota; Sordariomycetes; Xylariales; Xylariaceae
Exons: 1
Coding region: 679-2037 (452 amino acids)
Source: RefSeq, a predicted model, not a curated record